CGCGCGGGCCGCGGGGAGCCGGCGGCUAUGGCGCGGGGCUCGCGGGGCGCCGCGGGGCGGCCGCUGCUGCUGCUGCUGCUACUGCUGCUGCUGAUCUGCGUUAACUUUGGAAAUGGGCUCCAUUUAGAGGCCUUAAACACAGGACUUGAAAAUAAGCUGCUUCCCUCGCGUACUCACUUAGUGCGGCAGAAGCGCGCCUGGAUCACAGCCCCUGUGGCUCUUCGGGAGGGAGAGGAUCUGUCCAAAAAGAAUCCGAUUGCCAAGAUACAUUCUGAUGUUGCAGAAGAAAGAGGACUCAGAAUUACUUACAGAUAUACUGGAAAAGGGAUCACAGAGCCACCUUUUGGUAUAUUUGUCUUUAAUAAAGACACAGGAGAAUUGAACAUUACCAGCAUUCUUGAUAGAGAAGAAACACCAGCUUUUCUGCUAACUGGUUACGCUUUGGAUGAAAAAGGAAACAGCGUAGAGAAGCCAUUAGAGCUCCGCAUCAAAGUCCUGGAUAUCAAUGACCAUGAGCCAGUAUUCACACAGGACGUCUUUGUCGGGUCUAUUGAAGAGUUGAGCACAGAACAUACACUUGUGAUGAAAAUCAGUGCAACAGAUGCAGACGAGCCCAACACUCUGAAUUCUAAGAUUUCUUACAGACUCGUAUCUCAGGAGCCUGCUUAUCCACCAGUAUUCCACCUCAACAAAGAUACUGGAGAGAUUUUCACAACCAGUAUUACCUUGGACAGAGAGGAGCACAGCAGCUAUACUUUGACUGUAGAAGCAAGAGAUGGCAAUGGACAGAUAACAGAUAAGCCAGCGAGUCAAGCGCAAGUUCAGAUUCGCAUUUUGGACAUGAAUGACAACAUCCCUGUAGUGGAAAAUCAAAUGUAUGAAGGCAUGGUGGAAGAAAAUCAGGCCAAUGUAGAAGUUAUGCGCAUCAAAGUGUUCGAUGCUGAUGAAAUAGGCUCUGAUAACUGGUUAGCAAAUUUUACAUUUGCAUCAGGAAAUGAAAAGGGUUAUUUCCACAUAGAAACUGAUACUCAAACUAACGAAGGAAUCUUGACCCUUAUUAAGGAGGUGGAUUAUGAAGAAAUGAAGAGUCUUAACUUCAGCAUCAUUGUCACUAAUAAGGCAGCUUUUCACAAAUCUAUUAAGAAUAAAUAUAAACCUACGUCCAUUCCCUUCAAAGUGAAGGUGAAAAAUGUGAAAGAGGGCAUUCAUUUUAAGAGCAACACAAUCUCAUUUCACACCAGCGAGAGCAUGGACAAGUCAAGCCAGAGCCAAAUAAUUGGAAAAUUUCAAGCUUUUGACGAAGACACUGGACAGCCAGCCCGUGUAAAAUACACCAAAUUGGAAGAUAAAGAUAAUUGGGUCUCAGUGGACUCACUCACAUCUGAAAUUAGACUUAUAAAAAUUCCUGAUUUCGAAUCCAGAUAUGUCCAAAAUGGUACAUAUACUGUAAAGAUUUUGGCUAUGUCAGAAGAUUAUCCUAGAAAAACCAUCACGGGCACGGUCGUGAUCACAGUCCAAGACAUCAAUGACCAUUGCCCCACCCUGGUCAACCCAGUGCAGAACGUCUGUGAAGAUGCGCAGUAUGUAAACGUGACUGCAGAGGACCUGGAUGGGGGCCAGAACAGUGCGCCGUUCGGCUUCUCCCUUGUUGACAAACCAGCGGGGAUGGCCGAGAAAUGGAAAAUAGUGCACCAAGAAAGCACCAGUGUGCUCCUGAAGCCAGGAGAGCGACGGCUUGGGAGAAGUGAGAUCCAGUUCCUGAUUUCAGAUAGUCAGGGCUUCAGCUGCUCUGAGAAUCAGGUCCUUAAGCUCACUGUCUGCCAGUGUCUGGACGGCAGUGGCUGUGUGGAAGCUCUGCGUGACCCCUACAUCGGCCUGGGACCUGCAGCAAUUGCACUGAUAAUUUUUGCCCUUCUGCUCUUGCUCCUUAUACCCCUUGCUCUGCUCAUGUGCCACUGUGGAGAGAGCGCCAAAGGCUUUGCCCCCAUCCCUGGCACCAUAGAGAUGCUGCAUCCCUGGAACAAUGAAGGAGCACCUCCUGAGGACAAGGCGGUGCACUCGCUCCUGGUGGCAGGUCACACAGCCGGUGCUGCGAUGGGUGGCGGGGGCGCAGCGGCCGAGGCGACCAGCGUGCGGGGCAGCGGCUCCGCCUUGCUGACCGGAGCGCGGCUCGAGGUGUCACAGGUGGACGGCAGGUGGGAAGAGCGCACAAGCCUGCUUGCCGGUGGGGCCGCCUGGGCUGCGGGGUUGGCAGGAGCCGUGAGGGGCGCCGACGUCGGCGCGGCCGCGAGAGCCCCAACAGCGUCCAGAGGCAUGGCCGCAGCACUGAGCGAGGCAUUCCUGGGGAGCUACUUCCAGGAGAAAGCUGACUCUUACAUCGAGGAAGAUGACACGCACACAGCCAAAGACUGCCUUCUGGUUUACUCUCAGGAAGAAACCAAUUCUCUGCAUGGUUCCAUCGGCUGUUGCAGUUUUAUUGAAGCCGAGCCAGAUGUCCACUUCUUAGAUGAUUUGGGGUUCAAAUUUAAGACACUAGCUGAAGUUUGCUUGGGUCAAAAGAUAGAUAUGGAUGUGGAAAUUGAGCAGAGGCAAAGACCUGUGAGGGAAGGUGUGAAGGGAGCCUCACAUUCACUGUGGGAGCAAACGGAGGGAAGGUCACAGAAGACCUGCCCCUCUGGCAGUUUUCAGGUUUCAGAAGCUUUGCAUGAAGCAAACGCAGAGAGAGUUACUCAGGAAAUGGUUACUGAAAGGUCUGUAACUUCUAGGCAGAGUCAGAAGGCAGCCACACCGGCCUCUGGUCCCGUGCCCCCAAGCGCUGUGACCCCGGGCCCCAGUCAGCCGCAGGGCCUCGUUGUGACAGAGAGGGUGUACGCACCAGCUUCCGCCCUGCUAGACCAUCAUUACGCCAGUGAGGGCCGCGUCACGGUUACCGAGAGACUGAUACAGCCUGACGGGGGUGCACCUGGCCCUCUCCCAGAGGCCCACUAUGUCCUAGUGAGGGAAAGAGAGAGCUUCCUGGCCCCUGGCUCAGGCGUGCAGGCCUCGCUGGUCGUGCCCAGCACAGUAGGACAGAACAUGACAGUGACAGAAAGUGUGCUAACACCUGUUUCCUCUCUGCAGUCCGGCUACCAAAUUACCGCCGAAACCUCCAUGAUGGCCAGAAAAACCUUGGUUUCUGGAGCAGGAAUCCCUGACCCUCUGCCAAAUUUUGGGUUAGAGGAGUCUGGUCAUUCUAACUCUGCAGUAACCACAUCAUCGUCCACCAGGGUCACCAAGCUUAGCACAGUCCAGCAUUCUUACUCAUAACCAGCAGUCGGCCACACUCUGUCCCAUGCUUAACUAGCAGUGACCCGUUUCAUAUUUUCAGGAGACCUGUCUUUCCACAAGCCUUGCACAUGGGAGACACAUACACACUGGACUUAAGUCUCUCCCAGUCACUAGGAACACAUGGAUCUCACUGUCUCAGGCCCCAGGCCUCAGACACGCCUGGGACUUAGCAAGGCCUAAUGCUUCUGCGUCUAAGUGCCUUUCAGUGAGACAUGGCCAAACAAUAUUCACAAAGCAAGUUAAGUAGGCACUGGAUCUGACUUCUGAGAAUUUGCCACAUUAGCACAGAAUAUCCAGGUCAUCGGCUGUGCAGGAGGGCCUCCAGGAAGCUGCUUGGGCCUCUGCACACCGUGCUGAUGUUCAGC
Manis javanica (Malayan pangolin) is the source of this 3692-nucleotide messenger RNA. RefSeq names its product desmoglein 2 (gene DSG2). Gene Ontology annotation, molecular function: calcium ion binding. Gene Ontology annotation, biological process: homophilic cell-cell adhesion. Lineage: Eukaryota; Metazoa; Chordata; Mammalia; Pholidota; Manidae. The record is from RefSeq and is a predicted model, not a curated record. Gene Ontology annotation, cellular component: desmosome; plasma membrane.